AUGGAGUUUGUCGCCCAGCUGCUGGGGUUCCUGAUCAGCGUGGUCAGCUCCAUCUUCUGUGGUCACUUGGGGAAAGCUGAGCUGGAUGCUGUGACGCUGGCUGUGUCCGUUAUCAACGUGACUGGCAUCUCCAUCGGUUCUGGUUUAGCCUCAGCAUGUGACACGCUGAUGUCCCAGACAUAUGGCGGCAAGAACCUGAAGCAGGUGGGCACCAUCCUGCAGCGCGGGAUCCUCAUCCUGCUGCUGUGCUGCUUCCCUUGCUGGGCACUCUUCAUCAACACUGAGCGGAUCCUCCUGCUCAUCCGACAGGACCCCGAGGUCUCCAGGUUAACUCAGGUCUAUGUGAUGAUCUUUAUUCCAGCGCUUCCUGCGGCGUUUCUGUACCAGCUGCAGACAAGAUAUUUACUAAGUCAGGCAAUCAUUCUGCCUCAAGUCUUGACGGGGAUUGCAGCCAACGUCCUCAACGUGGCCAUGAACGCCUUCUUCCUUUAUGCGCUGAAGCUGGGCAUGGUGGGCUCUGCCUGGGCUAACACUGUUUCUCAGUACACCCAGGCCAUUCUCCUCUUCCUUUAUGUGUGGUGGAAGAAGAUCCAUGUGGAGACCUGGGGAGGUUGGACCAGGGACUGCCUCCUGGACUGGGGCUCCUUUAUCCGGCUGGCGGUGCCUGGCAUGCUCAUGAUGUGUAUUGAAUGGUGGACCUUUGAGAUCGGGAGCUUCUUGGCAGGGCUGCUCAGUGUGGUGGAGCUGGGUGCGCAGUCGGUCAUCUAUGAGCUCUCCUCUGCCGCAUACAUGGUGCCUCUGGGCUUCAGCGUGGCUGCAAGUGUCAGAGUGGGCAAUGCCUUGGGAUCGGGGGAUGUGGUGCAAGCCAAGACCUCCUGCAUCACUGCCCUGCUGUGCACAGAAGUUUUUGCUGUGGUGGUUGCAACAUUACUGGGAACCCUGAAGGAUGUAGUGGGAUACAUCUUCACCAAUGACAGGGAGAUCGUUAUCUUGGUGUCCAAAGUGAUGAUCAUCUUUGCUCCAUUCCACUUGUUUGAUGCAGCAGCAGCGACCUGCGGCGGUGUGCUGCGGGGCACAGGGAAGCAGAAGAUGGGUGCUAUCGCCAACGCCAUCGGCUAUUACGCCAUCGGCCUGCCCAUCGGCAUCUCGCUGAUGUUUGCAGCUAAGAUGGGGGUGUUAGGUCUGUGGGUGGGGAUGAUCGUUUGCAUCUCUUUGCAAGCCCUUUCCUUCUCAGCUGUUGUCAUGCGCAUGGAUUGGAAGAAAGCUGCAGAAGAGGCGCAAGUCCGAGCUGGACUGAAAAAACAACUGGAAGAUGUGAACUCCAAUGGCACAGCUGCUAACAAAACAUCUGCCGUGGAUUACAUCUCUGUUGACACUGACACCGUGGUCCUGCCUGAGAGCAUCGUGAGCAGUGAGAGGCAACCUGACGACCAGCUCAUCACACUGGAGGAGCCAGCUGUCGUCCCUGUUCCUCCCGCUGUGGUAUGGAGGGCUCUGAUCAUCCGCCGUGUGCUGGCCACUGCCACCGCUGUUGCUGUCCUGCUGGUGGGCAUCCUCGUCCGGCUCCUGACCGGCAAUGGCUAG
This is a messenger RNA of Cariama cristata (Red-legged seriema), 1584 nucleotides long. Its product is annotated as multidrug and toxin extrusion protein 2-like. Gene Ontology annotation, cellular component: membrane. Gene Ontology annotation, biological process: xenobiotic detoxification by transmembrane export across the plasma membrane. The record is from RefSeq and is a predicted model, not a curated record. The transcript is spliced from 17 exons. The coding region runs from base 1 to 1584 and encodes 527 amino acids. NCBI's taxonomy places the organism in Eukaryota, Metazoa, Chordata, Aves, Cariamiformes, Cariamidae. Gene Ontology annotation, molecular function: antiporter activity; xenobiotic transmembrane transporter activity.